Molecule: messenger RNA, 1309 nt
Organism: Nymphaea colorata (pocket water lily)
Lineage: Eukaryota; Viridiplantae; Streptophyta; Magnoliopsida; Nymphaeales; Nymphaeaceae
Exons: 6
Coding region: 202-873 (223 amino acids)
Biological process (GO): maturation of SSU-rRNA from tricistronic rRNA transcript (SSU-rRNA, 5.8S rRNA, LSU-rRNA)
Cellular component (GO): nucleus
Source: RefSeq, a predicted model, not a curated record
ACCGCCUGUGCCUCCUCUUGUCCCAAAGAAAAACAGAGAGAGUUUGAGAGAGCAAGAAAGGGAGACGGGGAGAGAACGGGAGAGAAAGAGCGAGAGAAGGGAAGAGAGAAAGAGGGAGAUCGUGUGAGAAGAGGCGAGAGAGGAAUAGAGCAAACGAGAGAGUGAGAGAUAGAGAAGGAAGAGAAGAACGGUAGAGAAGACAUGGAUUGCCACGGAAGCCAUGGUCCUCCAGCGAAGUUCUCACCAGAAGCUCUGCCCCUUUUCUCCGAGGGUAUUCAUCUCAUUCUCUCUCGGUGGACAGCACUGAGGUUGGCGGUCGAGAAUGAGUGGGGAGGCCGGAGCUCCCGCCAGAAGUUUGACAAUUUGGUUGUCGACCUUAUCUCCUGGUUCACUGCUUCCAAAGAUAUCCUUUACAUUGAUGAGUUGGAAACAAUGCUCGAUGAGAAUAUGUUAGCUUCCUUCAAUGCAGAGAUUGAGGAUGGUAGCAUCGAGGAGGUGGCAGAGCAACUGAUGACUUUGCAUGAAGAGUGUCUUCAAGGAAAUUUUGAAUCCUUGUUGAGUUUGAGAAGCUCAAGCAGUACAAGUGGUGCUGUUUCUGGAAGUAGACAGGUUAUUGACCAAAAUGAAGAUGAUAGUUCAGACGAGGAUAUGGCAUUAGAUGUCGAUAUGCAAGAAGAAAAAAGUGUUGUUGGAUCAUCUGCCAUCCAACCAAGUUCGGAAAUUAGGAUCCAAAAUGGAGUGUGUGGCUCGGCCCAAGAACUUAAUCAUGCAUCAGAUAUGUCAAUGGAUGCCAAUGUUGAAGAAACAAAAGAUGCUGGGGAUGGAUGGACUGUCAUUACUUCGAAGAGGAACCGGGGUAGGAAGUCCAAAUAGUCAUUUAUACCCAAUGGCUUUUCUUUCAGCUUUGAGAAUUUCACCACUUACUUGGCAUGCAAUAGCUGACUUGCUGGAGUUAUGUGUGCCAUGUGCGUGUUGCCGGUGCUUGUGCGUACAUGCACUUGAUCUGUUUUGAUCUGCAUGUGUAAAAUCUUGUGAAGCGGUUUUUAUUCCCUGGAAAAUUUUUGCUUUAGGCACCAGCAUUUUCGAAACAAUUAAGUUGUCAUUUUCUGUAGUUGGAAGAGGCUCUCCUAGUUAAUGUACAUGACGAUUUCAAUUAAGGGAUGGUUUAUUAUUCCAAUUAAACUGUUGAACGAUGUCAGAAAAGAUCUUGUGAUAAAUUGAUUAAAGGGCAAUUUGGGAAAUUAUACAGCAUGUUUCGUUCAGAAAGGAAUAUAUCAAUAGAAAGAUGUGACCAGGAAUCUAUUUAUCA